Molecule: messenger RNA, 522 nt
Organism: Aspergillus brunneoviolaceus CBS 621.78
Lineage: Eukaryota; Fungi; Ascomycota; Eurotiomycetes; Eurotiales; Aspergillaceae
Exons: 1
Source: RefSeq, a predicted model, not a curated record
GACCUGCUGGACACAUGGUAUCCGCAGUAUCUACGCUGCACGCAGUAUUUCCUCGAGCAAGGCCAGUUCUCACCCGCGGUCCUAUCGCUGGCCGCGUUUCUGAACAUCCGUCUACCGUGCCAGCGGGGCGAGCGGCAAGAAAGCUCCUCCUUCUCGUCCUCGGACGCAGGGGGGCCAGCAGCAGUAGCAGCAGCAGCAGCGCAUGUGCAGCUGCGGCGGUACGUCCGGCGACUCGUGGUGACGGCGCACGACAGCCCCGAGGUGCUGCAGGCCUUCUUCGGGGCGGAGUGGGCGGGCGGGGUGGGCUGUGUGGUGCAGCAGGAGCGGCAGACGUACCUGUUUACGGCGAAGAGCAGCGGGUGGGCGGCGACCAAAGCGGCGUACGACCUGUUGCCGGACGAGCAGACGCCCUUCCUGCGUCCGCUGCGGGCGCCGGCGGAGGAGGAGUUGCGGCUGGCGGAAUCGCGGUGGAGUGACUGGCUGGCGAUGGAGGACUGGAUGGUGGGGCCUCGGAGUCCGUGG